AUGCCAAAAGAGGAAGACUGCCAAGAAGUACUCCGCAGGGAGUAUACAGGCAUCUUACUGAUCUGCCAACAAGGCAAAAGGGCAGAACGUUUAUUCCAACCUGUGAGGCAUCAAGGCAACGAAAAGCACGUGAUCUUCCCCAGUUUUGCCUGGCGCCCCAUUUCUCCAACAUUUUCCACCCAGAAAGAGCCUCAUCGAACCACCACCCGCGCUACCCCCCUGUGGCACGUACUUGCAUCUAAAGACCCCGAAUCGAAGUUACUGAUUGCGCGCACUCCCAGCAAGACUGCCGACGACGCGUCUUCGCUCCCCUCCCAGGAACCACUGCGUCGACAGGCGCAAGAGGUACGUCUGAACUCAAACACCAUCAGAAACGUACAGCAAUUCAUCAUGUCCUACCCGCCGCCACCAGGUCUUCACUCUACCCCCUCACCUCAUCCAUCUCUCCCCGCGCGACCACCACCCUCCUCACUCCCGCAGAAGCCCGCCUACCCCCCGAGCAACAAUGCCGGAAGAGGCGCCGCGCCCUAUGGCGGCUUCAACGGGUUCGCUCCCAGAUCCGUAGCCAUCCCGCAGCAGCAGCAGCCGCCUAGCUACAAUUCCUACAACUCUCCCACGACAUACCAACAACCACAAUACAAUGGCUACGCCGCGCCUCCCCAGCCAGAACCCGCCUACGGCGCCGCGCCCCAGAUCCGCAACCCCUUCGCGCCCCCCUCCCAAUACGGAGCUGGGAGAGGCUACGAGGAGGAUCCCGAGAUGGCGGCCCAGAUCGCACAGUGGCAGUCUGCAUACGCCAGCAAGGACACGCAAGCCGGCUCGGGUGGGUAUACCGGCGCGGUGAAACGAUACCCGACGGGCGACGGAGGAGCCGGCGCAGCGACGAGCGCGAAUGCCGCACCGCUGGGGCGGUCCGAGGGGCCCUCGAUGAGCUCAGCGGCCAUGACGUCCGCCGCGCACAACGACACGGGCGUAGCGUCGGUCGUGUCGGACGCGAAAACCAACCAGAAGACCGUGGUGCGGUCGGGCGGCGGCACGCAGUGGACGGACUCGACGCUCCUCGAAUGGGACCCUGCGCACUUCCGGCUGUUCGUAGGCAACCUAGCGGGCGAGGUGACGGACGACUCGCUGUACAAGGCCUUCUCGCGCUGGCCCAGCGUGCAGAAGGCGCGCGUGAUCCGCGACAAGCGGACCACCAAGAGCAAGGGCUACGGCUUCGUGAGUUUCAGCGACGGCGACGAUUUCUUCCAGGCCGCGCGCGAGAUGCAGGGCAAGUACAUUGGCAGCCACCCGGUCCUGCUCCGGCGGAGCACGACGGAGAUCAAGGUCGUCACGCCGAAGGAUAAUAAUCGGCAUGGCAAAGGCAAGAACAAGGGCAAGGGCGGGAAUGGAAGUAAGGAUAAGACGGGCGCGGGGGUGCAAAAACCGGGUAGUAAGACGAAGGGCGGUUUGAAAGUGUUGGGUUAG
Messenger RNA from Amorphotheca resinae ATCC 22711, 1467 nucleotides. RefSeq lists its product as hypothetical. The record is from RefSeq and is a predicted model, not a curated record. NCBI's taxonomy places the organism in Eukaryota, Fungi, Ascomycota, Leotiomycetes, Helotiales, Amorphothecaceae. The coding region runs from base 1 to 1467 and encodes 488 amino acids. The transcript has 2 exons. Gene Ontology annotation, molecular function: mRNA binding.